AAUUUUUACUCCAUGUAUUUUAAUUAAGGAAUAGCCUACAUUUUGUUUUAUUUUAAUUUYGGCUUAGUCUUGUGAGGAUUGUGUGCAGGCAGAAUGACCCAGGGYGCAGGCAGGCUCAAAAGGGUAACAAAAAGCUUUAAAAAUAAACAAAAAGGCUGASAAGUGUUGAAGCCAGAAGCUGUUGUCACUCAAAAAGUUGUUUACAUCCCACAGAGACCAAGCAGUGUGACAUCAUUGUUUACAAUUUUCUUUGAGACUGUGUCUCAACAAUGCAUGAUUUCCAAAUAAGGAAGGAAGCUUCCAGAAGGGACCAGGACUCUGGUCUUUCUACUUAGACCUCACCUCAGUUCUGAGCCCCCCAGACAGGCUGGGGAGAAGGACUCUCACUGUCUCCAGGUGAUGUUGGUUUAGRCCUUUCCUACCUYUUCUCUGAGAGCUCUUAUACAUUGUUUGUAGUUGUCUUGUUUCGAUAUCUGGUGUGGWAUAAAUUCAUUUAAAACUGUUUUAACUUCCAGUMCAAUUUUCUCAGUUUAAAUGUUUUUAGACAAAAGCACUYGGCGAGAUCAAAGGUGAGCCAAAGACGAAAAUCAUGAUCUCAAUACAAGGCAGCUCAAAACUUACAAGGAUCUUCUCAGGGGAACACAGAACACAGAACAUACCACUCUGACUGAAGACAGCACAAAACAAUGAUUGGACAAAGACUGAACACAGGACACAGAAUAUAAAGGUAAACUAAUCAAGGACAACGAGAAACACCUGGAGGAGACACGAGAGGAAACAGGUGAGCAUGGGCGGGGCUAGAGGAAUGGCAGCAAGGGAAAGAUACACAGGGGAACACAGAAAACACUAGAAAACUAAAGCAAAAAACACAGAUCAUGACAGGACCCUCCCCUCAACGAUGGCUUCCGAUGUCGAAAAAGGAGAGGGACGAGACUCUGGGAAACACGUGACAACACAGACUCAAGGACAAAACACACAGAGUCCAGGAGGACAGACCGAAGCCCACCCCACAUGGAGCAGGAGAUCCGGAGGAUGGCCAGGAGACCAUCCAAAGCGAGGCCCAGCAGGGAACAGACGUGGAGCCACAGAAGGAGAUGGGAGCAGAUGAAGACCCACAGGAGGUUGAYGGAGCCAGAGUGUCAACGACGGCAAACGCAGGCGACAGAGGYGAUGAGGAGGCUAUGGGCAAUGACCCAGGCGAUGAGGCAGCAACGGCAGCCAACCCAGAUGUCGUGGAGGYGCCGGCAGCCAACCCACGAACCUCAAGGACCGCCGACUUGGGACUYGCUAACUCUGGAACCACCGGGACCACCAACUCUGGAACCACCAGGACCACCAACUCUGGAACAGGGACUGGAACCACCAACUCAGGAAACUCAGAAGACACAGGAACAGAUUCGGAUGAUUCAGCAGACCCGGAAGACUCAAAGCCAAUUUGAGUCCAGAUUUUAUAGAGAAGUGUGUGAAUGAAGCUAAGGCCAACGUAGACGCAGUCUAUACAUACUCCAGACGAGAGAGCAUUAAACGGGUGAAGAGAGACACAGCAUCACCUGCAGACAUCCUGAGGCUCCUGAAGCAGCCCAGAGGAGUGUCCCGUAUGGCUGUGCGAGCAGCUGACUACAUGGACAACACACUUCAUCUGAUCAGGAGGUCCCUGGCAAAACGUCACAAACGUGCCAUUAAUGACACAGAUCUGAUCUCUGAUUCGGAUCUGGAAGUGAUCUCCAGACUGACAGGCUGUGCUGCACAAGUCAGACAAAUAGCUUGUCACAGUAUCACUCACGUAAACCAGUAUCGGACUGCAAGUGGCAUCUGCAACAACCUUAAAAACACUCGUUGGGGAGCCUCAAACACCCCAUUUGCAUAUUGGCUGCCUACUGAGUAUGAAGACGGAAUCUCUCUUCCUAAAGGCUGGCAUGGACUGAAAGUCAACGGUCAAUUUCUUCCUCUGGUAAGAGAAGUGUCCAACCGUAUCCUGGCAACAGCUAACUAUGAGGUCCUGAGCGACGUACGCUACACUUUCCUGGUGACCAUGUUCGGCCAGUUUAUAGACCACGACCUGACUUUAACCCCUCAGUCUCCUUCCAUCAGAUCCUUUAAUAACGGCAUUGACUGUGACAAUUCAUGUAUCAACACAGAGCCAUGUUAUCCCAUUAAGUUCCCCAAAAAGGACCCCCGCCCUGACAGUCACCCAGAGUGCAUGCCCUUCUUCCGCUCUGCUCCAGCUUGUGGUUCUGGCAACACAGGCUACAUCUUCGGUGCCAGCACCACCCGCCAACAGAUUAACGUUAUCACAGCCUACCUUGAUGGGAAUCAGAUCUACGGUUCUGACAACAACAAAGCUCAACUGGUACGAAACCUCACUUCUGAUGAGGGUUUAUUGAAGGUCAACACAGAGUAUGAUGAUGACGGUCGUGAGCAUCUGCCCUUCACUCCUGCCAUGGGAGCCAACAUGUGUGCCACCCGACGCAAAAUAACUAAUGAUGCAAAUGCUGAGGAGGUGCAGUGCUUUUUAGCUGGUGAUGAUCGUGUUUCUGAGAACAUUGGAUUGAUUUCUAUACAAACUGUGAUGUUGAGAGAGCACAACCGUUUGGCCCGGGGACUGGCUCAGCUCAACCCACAUUGGAACGGAGAGAAACUGUACCAGGAAACACGCAAAAUUGUGGGAGCAUAUAUCCAGGUUAUCAUUUUCAGAGACUGGCUCCGCAUCAUCCUUGGACCAGAUACCAUUGCCAGUCAGCUUUCAACCUACUCAGGUUAUGAUGAWAAKGUKGAUMCCAGAAUUGCAAGCAUUUUUUCCACAGCUGCCUUCCGAUUUGCUCAUUCAAUGCUUCAACCCUUCAUGUUUCGUCUUGAUGAGAAUUAUCAGAAUCAUACUAGUUACCCCACAGAGUUGAUCACUAAAACCAUGUUUACAACAUGGAGGGUCCUCUUUGAGGGUGGAAUUGACCCAAUCUUGAGGGGCUUGGUGGGUAGCAAGGCUAAGCUGAACACCCAGGAUCAUAUUUUAUCUGAUGAACUGAGGGAUAGGCUGUUCAAGUUCCUUGUAAAGGUAGCAUUGGAUUUGGCAUCACUGAAUAUGCAGAGAGGCAGAGACCAUGGACUCCCUGGCUACAGCAAAUGGCGUGGGUUCUGUGGACUGUCACAGCCAAAGAAUUUGAAUGAGUUGGCUA
Messenger RNA from Austrofundulus limnaeus, 3173 nucleotides. Its product is annotated as eosinophil peroxidase. The record is from RefSeq and is a predicted model, not a curated record. Lineage: Eukaryota; Metazoa; Chordata; Actinopteri; Cyprinodontiformes; Rivulidae. Gene Ontology annotation, biological process: response to oxidative stress. Gene Ontology annotation, molecular function: protein binding; peroxidase activity; heme binding.